AUGGCCUCUGUUCGGACUCUGUUGCUCUUCGGCGCCCUCUUGGCAGGCGCCUGCACAGCCAACGCAGACGACAAAUCCUUCGACGGUGUCGUCUCAAGCUCGACGUCCGGUCCCUCCGGCCACAACUCCUUCGUCGGCUCCUUCAACGACAACAGCAUUGUGGGCCUGGUGGACGACAACGGCAACCUCAGGCCCCUCAAGAGCUCCGACCUGCGCCACUCCCUCUUCGAUAGCACAGGCAAGCGUCCCCCGAUCUAUCGCCGCAAGCUGCUGGACUUCAGCUUCCACGACUUCAAUCAUUUCAACAGCGAUGGCUUCAGGAACGACAACUUUGACGGGCGCAACAACAGUGACGCAACAGCAGCCGCGGCCGCUGCUGCGGCCUCAGGCCGCAAGCUGCAGGAAUUCAAUGACUUCAACAGCUUUGGCUUUGACCGCACCAACGAGGACUUCAGGCGUGGUGACUUUGAAGGCCGUGAUGAGAGCUCUGCUGCAGCAGCAGCUGCAGCCGCAGCCGAAGGCCGGGAGAAUGGUGCAGGAGCAGCAGCGGCCGCGGCCGCCGCAUCGGAUGGCAGGCGUGGUGGGGACGCUGCAGCGGCAGCGUCGGCUGCUGCGGCCGACAGGGGAUUUGGCCGCAAGCUGCUGCAGGGCAGUGACUUUGGCAACGUCGGCAGCAACUCUUUUGGGAAUGGCCGCUCCGACAAUAACAACAACUUCAACAGCAACCACAACAACGAUUUCAACAACAACGGCUUCAACAACGACGACAACAACGGCUUCAACAAUAACAACAAUAACAGAUUCAACAACAACGGUGGCGAUGAGAGCGCCGCCGCAGCCGCAGCCGCCGCGGCCGCUAGCCGGGGCGGGGAUGCAGCGGCGGCUGCCGCAGCCGCGGCCGCUGCCGGGGGCCGCAACAGUCACGCUGCAGCCGCUGCCGCAGCCGCCGCAGCAGCGGCGGUUCUGCGGCUGCUGCGGCUGCUGCAGCUGCUGCUGGACGCUGAAUGGCGACUCAAGUAA
This is a messenger RNA of Coccomyxa subellipsoidea C-169, 1020 nucleotides long. RefSeq lists its product as hypothetical. Bases 1 to 1020 code for a protein of 339 amino acids. The record is from RefSeq and is a predicted model, not a curated record. Lineage: Eukaryota; Viridiplantae; Chlorophyta; Trebouxiophyceae; Coccomyxaceae. The transcript has 10 exons.